AAGUAAACGAGGUGGACAUUAAAGUCGAUUAGAUGACUAGAAUUGGUGUUGUGUGAUGCGGAGCGCGGCGAAUCCGGCGCCGGGCGCUCUGUGCUCAUAUCGAUUCAUUCGUCUCACGCGCCGGCAUCGGGUGGCCGCGCAUAACAUACAUCAUUCCGAAUUCAGUAACUACCCGCAAAAUCAUAAAAUUUAUUUUAAUAUUAAAAUAAAAGUUAAUAAAACCGACCGAUUGAUGAGUGAAAUAUAUCUUUAGUGCCAUAAUUAUCAUACGGUGUGUUAAUAAAUAAACUUAUAUAUUGUUGUGGAACAGAAAAAAAAAUCGUAGUGGUGUUAUCAGACAGAUCGUAUGCAAGAAGAUAUAAUACAUGAGUUCUCAGGAAUUAAAAAUGUCCCUGGAACAUCAAAUGCCGGUGCUCAUGAAAAAGACGCAGAUGAGCGGUGAUCGUCCCGGAUCACAGUGCGGUCUGACAUCUUUGCUUCCGAUGUCGUGUCGCGGUCGAGCCGCUGCAUUCGCUCGGGACUUGCACUCACGACUACGCAGCCUUGGCGCUGCAGAGGGGGAUGAAUGUGAAAAUAACUGGCUUUCCACGAGCGACAGUUCCACUCAUCGACCUUCCAGUUCCACACACUCGCAACGAGACAUAGAUACUUUUUAUGAUUUUGAACUAGAAUGUGAGAGUCCGUCUAGUCCUGUUGAUGGCUUUGAGCCAUCUUUUUCGGAAAGGCAACAUGUAGACAGAGAUCCGCCAUUUUACGAUGUAGAUGCCGAAUCAGAACUAAAAGAACAAAGUAAAUUAAUGCUGAAACAACCAGACAAGGGCAAAAAUGGAUUUAAAUUUUCUACUGCAUUUUAUACAGAAUCACCCGUUAAGCUCCAACCAGGUCCGAGAGAAAAUGGUCACGUUGAUAAGCCCUUAUAUUCUCCUAUAACUUUUGAAGGCUGUGCCCGACACAAUAGUUACGAUGAAAUCGAUAGUGCAAUACAACAUAAUUCAGUUACAACAACAGAUCGAAGUUUGAUUCCACACUUAAACUCAGUAAUAGACAGCGAUUCUGAAUUUGAAUCAGCGAAAAGUGAUCCUUCUGAUAGCAGUGAUCAGAUUGGGGCACAAUCCAAAAAAAAUGAUAUAACAGAGGUUUUUGAAGACUUGUCAGUUACUGAUAGUGAGACGCUCAACGAAAAAGAAGAAAUAUCAACAGCAAGUGUUGAUGAUCUGAAUUUAAGCGAUUUAAACGAAAUUAAUAUAUGCGUAAGCAAUGGGCUAACAGAAAUAGUUACCAGUGAAGUUCCUAUUGAUAAAGACCUGUCACCUGCUCCUGAGAUUGACCCGUCAUUGCUUAACGCGGAGACUAAAACCGAAGAUGAAUCUGAAGAUGAUAAGCCACAACGAGUACGCCGCUGCUCAUCGUUAAAAACGGGCAAAACACCCCCUGGUACCCCAGGUCGUAAAAAAAUUGUGCGCUUCGCUGAUGUGCUAGGACUCGACUUGGCAGACGUGAAGACGUUUAUGGAUGAAAUACCAGUUAUUCCAAAGUCUGCUUACGAUGAUCUCUCUGGUUGUGACGUUCAAAGUUCACCGCCAUCGCGACCUCCCCCGCGACUCGGUGCUUUAACAUUAGUUCCUUUGUUUCAACUACCGCGCGACGUUACAGAGAAGUUAGAAAAACAAACUGUAUGCUUGGAAAGCUCCCGAGUCUGCGACGGUGUUCACGUCACAAUUUGCGGCUCAGUGCGAGUACGAAAUUUGGAUUUUCAUAAGACUGUUCAUAUUCGCUACACUAUGAACCGUUGGCGGACAUACACAGACUUACAGGCAACUUACGUACAGGGAUCAUGCGACGGUUACUCAGACCGUUUUCAGUUUGUUUUAUACGCACCCUGCAUUUCGUCCGGACAAAGAUUGGAAUUGGCAGUGAGAUUUCAAUGCAAAGGCCAGCAAUUCUGGGACAGUAACAAUGGAACUAACUAUUGUUUCGAUUGCUUAGCUCUCGGAGUAGCGCAGCCAGCACCGUCAUCACCGGGGACUCUCCACCCUUCCGUGGACUGGCACCCGUCCUUCUACUGAAUUAGCGUCCAACACGGAUGGUGUAGCGUUUAUGAUGAGCGUCGGUGGCGAACGAUUGGGAGCGAGAAGUCCGGCACCUCCCGGUCCGGCUGUGUGUGUGCAGAGAGGCUCGCGGAAACGCCCGUUGCCGGUCACAUUCCUGUGCCUGUAUAAAUUGCAGCUGCAAAUUUUUUCGUUUGCAAAUGAACUUAAAUUAUUAUUGAGGCUUCGUAUAACUCUUGUGAUAUACAAUUUAGAUUAGGCGUAGGAUAUGUAAAUACGGGCGUUUGACUCGUUUAGAGUGGCAUUUGCCGUAACGACGUUUGUUUGUAGAAUUAUUUGUAGGUACUAUUAAUUUGUAGUACAACGUCCCUGUGGACAAUAAAAAGCAAUAGUAGGUACUGAAUAAUGUGCCGAGCGAGGCGCGAGCCGCCCUCACUGUUCCUUUGUAUAUAGAUCGAGAGAUAAAUUCUGAAUGAUAUUAAUUAAUACAUAUUUUAAUAAAACUUUUUACGAAACUAUUAGUCAUAUUGAAUACCUUUAUCUCGAAAAAACAAUUAGUUAGCAAGUUUUAUUCACAAUAACUACGAAAUUAGAUAAAUAACUAUAUGAUUAAAAAAUAUUAAAAUAUAUUAUGACAGAAUUAGCCUUGUUAGUUUUUUACAAUGUUUUAUCAAUUGUUACAAUAUAGUUGUCAACAUCGAUGUCAGUUAUUAUAAAGUGUCCUUACUGGCAACCCUUAAAACUGUAUGUGCUGUACUAUAUAGGUAAUGUUAUGAAAUCGAUGUAAUAUUUUCUAUUUUUUUAAAUACAGAAUCAUGACAACUCGAUACAUAAUUAUUAAUACAGGAGAUAUAUUAUUUGUUACGAGUAUAUUGGAUUUUGAGAUUCUAUUUUUAAAAUGAGACUAAUAGAAAUAACGGAAUUAAAUUAUUAUUAUUAAUAUUUAUAACGAUGAUUUUUAUUUUAUAUGUACCUGAAAUCUUGUAAUGUGGCCAUAUUAUUGAUUACUUUAUAAACGCGGAAACGCUAUUCUAUUGGAUUUUUAUUAGUAUUGUUAUUUUUGACACCUGUUUUAGCAAUAAAUCUACGAAUAAAUGAAUGUGCAUAAUAUCAUGA
This is a messenger RNA of Vanessa atalanta (red admiral), 3164 nucleotides long. It is a transcript of the gene Gbs-76A, whose product is annotated as glycogen-binding subunit 76A. The transcript is spliced from 2 exons. NCBI's taxonomy places the organism in Eukaryota, Metazoa, Arthropoda, Insecta, Lepidoptera, Nymphalidae. Gene Ontology annotation, molecular function: protein phosphatase 1 binding; glycogen binding. The coding region runs from base 366 to 2066 and encodes 566 amino acids. The record is from RefSeq and is a predicted model, not a curated record. Gene Ontology annotation, biological process: regulation of glycogen biosynthetic process. Gene Ontology annotation, cellular component: protein phosphatase type 1 complex.